Messenger RNA from Monodelphis domestica (gray short-tailed opossum), 14152 nucleotides. It is a transcript of the gene IL6ST, whose product is annotated as interleukin 6 cytokine family signal transducer. Gene Ontology annotation, molecular function: cytokine binding; cytokine receptor activity. Lineage: Eukaryota; Metazoa; Chordata; Mammalia; Didelphimorphia; Didelphidae. Gene Ontology annotation, biological process: cytokine-mediated signaling pathway. The record is from RefSeq and is a predicted model, not a curated record. Gene Ontology annotation, cellular component: signaling receptor complex; membrane; external side of plasma membrane.
AAAAACAUUAAUUUAUUUAGUCAAUUUAGAACAUUAUUCCUUGGUUACAAGAAUCAUAUUAUUUCCCUCCUUCACCUCUCCCUUCCCGUAGCUGACAUGCAAUUCCACUGGGUAUCACAUAUGUCCUUGAUCAGAACCUAUUUCCAUGUUGUUGAUGUUUGCACUAGGAUGUUCAUUUAGAGUCUUCAUCCCCAAUCAUAUCCCCAUUAACCCAUGUAAACAAGCAGUUGUUUUUCUUCUGUGUUUUUACUUCCACUGUUUUUCCUCUGGAUAUGGAUAGUGUUCUUUCUCAUAGAUCCCUCCAAGUUGUUCAGGAUCACUGCAUUGCCACUAAUAGAGAUGUCCAUUACAUUUGAUUGUACCAGUCUCUGUGUAUAAUCUUCUCCUAGUUCUGCUCCUCUCUGCAUCACUUCCUGGAGGUCGUUCCAGUCCCCCAUGGAAUCCCUCCACAUUAUUAUUCCUUUGAGCACAAUAGUAUUCCAUCACCAACAUAUACCACAAUUUGUUCAGCCAUUCCCCAAUUGAAGGGCAUCCCCUCAUUUUCCAAUUUUUUGCCACCAAAAAGAGCACAGCUAUGAAUAUUCUUGUACAUGUCUUUUUUCCUUUUUAUCUCUUUGGGGUACAAACCCAGCAGUGCUAUGGCUGGAUCAAAGGGCAGACAAUCUUUUAGCGUCUAAAGAGAUUCUUAUUAUAAAAUAAAGUGUUCAUUGAAACUGUUCAAUAUAUGGAUAAAGAAGGAUGUUUAAUUCUAAGGGAUUCUAAAUCCACCCAAAUAAACUCCCAGGUUCCACAAGGAACCACUUCUCCUGUGUUUCACAGGCUACACUAAUCCUUCCUGAUCUGACUAACACAUUUAUACUAUCUAAAUAAAACUACCACUAAUAUCCUUAUAAAUCUUGUCAAAUUAUAAAAUAGCAAAUGCUAGCUGGUUGAGUCUCAACAAAAAUCAAGUUAGGACAAGACCAGGUUUUUCUUUGGUCUCAGACAUAAACCAAUCUAUAAAGACCACAAUAGAUAGUCACUAGUGUUUCCCAAGUUGGGAAAAGAAAACACUGAGCUCCUUCAGGUCUUUCCCUCAGACAGAGAGAGAGGCAAAGAUGUUACCUCCUCCAGCCCUGAGAGAGAGUCUCUGAGAGUGUGUCUCUGCCAACUGCCAGAGAGAAUAAUUGACAUAGAAAAAUAGUUAUAACUGUCAACAGUUGAAAUUAACAUACUCUCUCAGCUCUGCUUCAAACUCCAGUUAUUUUCUCAAGUAGCCACUUUACUUCUUAUCCUUAAACUAAAAAACAAUACUAAUUUUCUAAUACCGUCCUUACAAUCCUCUAUGCUUUCCUGGAGGUCACUAGAUCUACCUCUAAAGCUAAUUAUUUUUGCCCCAAAAGGUAACUUCAGUUCUCUUACUAGACUUCACCCAGACAAUCAAGGAAAUUUGAAUCUUUCCUUGCUCUCUGGAUUAGGCGUCAAUUAACAAGCCUAACUUCCAUGAAUUGAAUUGAGAUAAAAUUGCUAUUUAAAAUAUUACUAAAAAAUUAAGGGAGAAAGUAAAAUGCAACAACCACACAAAAAUCUUAUUCCGGUGCCUCACUAUAACACAGAGGUGACCCCGAGUUCUCAAAGGCAAUGAACAAUGACUUCUACACAGAUCUGCCAAAAUAAACAGGCUUCAAAUAUAAUAACAAAGAUAGACAAUAUUUAUUAUCCAAAGUCCAAUCCAGCUAAGUACAGAGUUUCUUAUCACAACCAGUUAGUUGACUAUAGGUGAUGAAUUCUUUGAUUAUGGCAACCCAUGAAACAAAGAAAAUUACAAAAUGUCCAUUAGUCUCAUUUAGCAUCCUUCCUCUUCUGCAAUGAUGUCAGAGUUGCAGAAAAGGGGGACUGAAGGGCCAAAGAACUCCAGUCACAGAAUAUGAAUAUGCUAAUGCAACUAAGAUUAUUGACCAACAAGCAAUUAGUAGAUAAACUGCUGGAUGUAUCCAACUAUAUAACUAUUGAUAUUAUUGCUAAAAAUGAAGUCUGAAAACAAAAAGAUGUGACUAAAAAGAAGAUAAAUUCUUCUUGGAAAGAUAAAUAAAGAAGUAGUUAUUUUCAUUGUGUACUAUGGAAUGACAAUAAACAGCACUUCAGAAUAUACUUUGAUAUCUCUCUGUUGAGUGCUCAUGAGAUCACAGGCAAUAAGGCCACCAUGAAAUGAAUCAUAGCUUCUCUGUUAGUAUCUUUUCUGGAGGAUGAAGGAGUUUACCUUCAUUAUAUGAAUUAUAUGAAGAAUUCGAAAAGGUCCUCUGAGGAAAUUCAAAAUAUACAUUGACAUUUGGUGACUUUAAGCUAAGGUGCUCUUGGGACAGAUGGGGGUGGGGGAGGAAACAAAUAUCAUUUGGUACUAAGAAAUAGGAGGCCCAAGACUUGUAAACCACUCAGGAGUCUUAUAUCUAUUUAUCAUGAAUACUUUCUUCAUGAAGAAUGUUAGAAGGUCAACUCUAAAUCACUAGUGAUAAAACAUGUUCUUCACCUCUUGAAAGGUGAUAAUCUUAAGGUGCAGAAUGAAACAUACAUUUUUGGAUAUAGUCUCUAUGUGGAUUUGUUUUGGUUGACAAUGUUUGUUACAAGAAUUGUGUUUUUUGCUCCUUUUUUAAGUAGAGGUCGAAGGAUCUGAGAAAAAGACAGCUAGUAGUAAUGUUGCAAAAAAUAAAAAGAAUGAAAAUGAAGGAGUUUUCAAAUGGACAGAAAAGAACAGAAGAAAGCUCAUUAGGAAACACAUAAAAGCAAGACAGUUUUGAAAAUAUGUUGAAUUUAUUAUGUGUAUUUUUAAAAUUUCAAACUGUAUAUGAGAGAUUCAGUUUCAUAUAUCCUCUUUUUCUGUACUACUUUAUAAAUGGAAACAAUUCAUUUCUUCUGGUCUAUAUUCAAUUCAGAUUUAUUUCCAAAUGUUCUCUAAAAAAUAGUGUCAGAAGGUACCAGAUAUAGAAAGUAUGAUGCCCAAAGAUGGACAUUCUUUUUCUCAAAUGUAUGAACACCUUUUAAAAAUUGUUGAUUAUAUCUUAACAGACAGGAAAAACUGGUUACCUGUGUUGGUGUCAUCCCUGAAUCAGUUGUCUAUGAAAAGUCAGACUGUUGAUUUGUUAAAGCAUAGAUCAAAACCAAGACACAAUUUACAAGAAGGGAUAAAGAUGAGAAGAAAAUAGCAAAAUAUAGUUAUAUUGUUAUAUAAUGAAUUCAUAUAAUUACAUGAUAAAUUUAUAACUUCAACAUGUCUGAUUUGCUAUACAAAAGAAUCUGGUCCAUUAUCUUUAGCCUUGCAGAUAGACCUAAUUUCUUGAUCAUAGGAGGGAAGAAGGUUAUUGCUAGCCCCUCAUUCCCAAUUUCCAACCAAUCCUAUUGUUCCACCCAUCCCAGCUCAAAUUGAUUUCACCAUUCAUGAUGUCAAGCUCCUUUAGCUAAUCAUAACUUGCUCCUCGUUAAUGAAGCCUUGUUCUUUCUUCUGUACUCCCCAAAACUCUAAAAGAGAGCUGUCCUCAUCACUUGAGGUUUAGUUUUGCUGUAUAAGCCGAAAUCCUAGUAAAUUUGUGCUUUACAAAUAAAUUCACCAUGCUUAGAACUUUGAGCCUCAAUUUACCUUACUUUAUAAAACAUUGGAAUAUGGAAGUACAAAGCCUUGUGCUGGAGCCCCAAAGCUGGACAUCCUUUCUCUCAAAAGAAAGAGAUCCUUUCUCUUAAAAGAACUCAGGCUAAAAUAGACAAGAACAAGUACACAAAUGAUGAUUUACAAGAGCAGAAUGAAAUUAAAUCAAAAAGAAAAAUUCAAGCAAAAUGCAAUGAGGAAUUUAUGGAGGCAGAGGUCACUUUCACCUAGAUACACAGGGAAGUCUUGGUGGAAAUAAGUUAAAACUGGGCUUUAAAAGGAGAGAGAUGAGAUUAAGAUGAGGCUGAAAAUUAUUCAGUUUGGCAAGAAUGUAGGAAAUAUGAUGAAGAGUAUUUUGAGAUAGAGCAGGAAAAGUUUAAAUUAGGAGCAAAGUGUUGAGGUUCUCGAAUGUGAUAAGCAGUAGAGAGCCAGUGAAAGUGUGGGCUUCAAAAAGAAAACUACUAAGGGCUUAAUACUAUCUAAGAACAAAAGCAUUCUUCGAUUUUUCAAUGAACUCUGUCAGACCUUGUCUACCUAGCUUCUCUCUUGUUACUGACUGUCUCUACAUCCCAAUUGGUAGCCUAGCAUACACUCUAAUCAUAUUAGAAGUUUAUCCUUUCCUUAGGUGAAAUCCAUAUUCAUUUUUAAAAUACCAGAGAUGGAGUCAGGAAAACCUGGGUUCAAAUCCCAUCUUUGAUCCUUUAAUUGCCAAUACAUUUUUAAAGUCUGAGAACCAAAUCUUUGCUGUUGGUGCUACCUAACACCCAGGACUGCCUUCCUUUUCAGCUUUCCAACUCUUUGCCAAAUGAUGAAACUCCCACAAAGUUCCAAAGUCCAGCCACGGACUGCUUCAAUGACAGUACAUUAGCAGUACACAGUAUUCAGUCAAGUCCAUGAGGGCAUCAGCACUGAUCCCAUUUUCAAACUCCAAUCGAACACUAUGUCUAUUUGACACCUUUUCCCACUUCCCUGCCUCGUCAAAAUGAAGUCAUUUGUCUCAUGAACCUGUCUCCACCAUCACGUAAUGAAUACAGAAUUAGCGUGUGCUAAUCUUUCAAUCUUUCGGUAGAUUUUGCUGAAGAGACCAUAUUCCUUCCUGGAACAGGACACUUACGUACCUUGAAUUUGCUGCUAGAUUGCUCAGGAACUAUUGUAUAGGCCGUAUUUCUUUGUUAUGACAACAUUUCAACGAAGCAGAUUUUCAAAUCAGGCAAAGGACUCUUCUGUAGAACUGGAGUUCGUUUGCAUGAUAGCAAUCUAUUGAAAGUAUUGUCUAUUCGGGGGUGAAGGAAGGAACGAACGAAGAAAGGGAUAAAUUGUGAGGAAAUUAACCUUCAUCUGGCUUUUUGUUUGGGGGUUGGGACCCUCCUGCCUCACACUAACACGAUUUCAUCUACUAGUCACCAGAAGGUUGGGUGAAUCAUUUUUUCUAAACUUCACCUCUUGAAGUUGGUUUGAGGUUUGCUAGUCAAAAAAGAAAUGAAAUAAGAGCCGUUGUUAGACCAUAAGUCUUUUAUCUGGGCGGCACUGGUCAAUUUGAGGCGCCACUUCCCCCAAGCCUUUACUUUCCCUGAAGUUCACAACCCGGCUUUCCCUCAGACCACAGACUCGUGUCCCUCUAGGGAGCUAUGAAGGGCAAAGCCAUGAAGGGAGGGGAGGCUGGAGCAGGGAAUUCCCAAGCUUCCGUUUAUGCUCGCGACCCCGCUAUUCCAUAAAAAAUGGAACAUUCCGAUCUCUCCGCUCUCCGAUAUCGCAGCUCCCCGGAGCGGGGCGGGCCCCCUGACUGUGUGGAAGCUGCUGUCACUCGAGGCGCGCCGCUGGAAUCCGGGACAACUGGAGCUACGUUACGGGAAUAGGGUCCCCUCGGCGCCCCGCCUCCUCGUUCUUCGGACCAAUGCUUGCGCCCGUCCGGUGGCGCCGAAACCAAUCAGAGGCCUCCCAGCUCCGGGCCUAGACUUGAAGGCUAGAGUGCGCCGGGGAGGGGCCGUGAAGGAGGCCUGGGGUAGAAAAGACUGGGCUGUUGCCCGGCUGCCUGCCUACCCGCCCAGAGGACGGUGGGGAGGCCGGAGCUGCGAGACCCGCGGUGGGGCAGUGAAGCCCAAGUUCGACUGGGUUGCUGCUGCUGCCCGCCAGAGCUAGGGCAGGCCCCGGGCCUGCCUCCGAGUUCGAGUAGGUGGGUGGAGGAGGCGUCGCCUGCCUGCUGGCCGCUGAAAAUCUAUUUUUAAAAACUACUGUCAUUUGUGGAGCAGCUAAGUGAAUUGAGAGCCAGUCCUAGAGAUGGGAGGUCCUGGAUUCAAAUGUGGCAUCAGACACUUCCUAGCUGUGUGAUCCUGGGAAUCUUUAUGCAUGAUGUUGACUCUGUGGACUUGGAAAGUACAAGCUUUGCUUAUUUUCAUCACCUUUGAUUCAGUACAAGGUGGAAUUUUAAAACCAUGUGGUCAUAUCAUCCCAGAAUCUCCAAUUAUAACACCUAAUACCAAAUUCACAGCAAUAUGUAUUUUAAAAGAAGAGUGUGUGAAUGAUCAGCACUUAAAUGCUAGUCACAUUUUCUGGAAAAUAAAAAAUACCUAUAUUCCUAAGGAACAAUACACUGUCAUUAAUAGAACAGCUGCCAGUGUUACAUUGGAAGAUGUAUCUUCAUUAGGUAGUCUACUAACAUGCAACAUUUUACUAUAUGGACAGAUUGAACAGACUAUUUAUGGGAUCCAAAUGCAAAUAGGCUGGCUUCCAGAGAAACCAAAAAAUUUGAGUUGUGUUGUGAAUGGUCAAACUAACAUGAAGUGUCAGUGGGACCCAGGAAAGGAAACGCAUUUGGAUACAACAUAUGUUUUAAAGUCAGAAUGGCCAACCCGGCAGCUGCCAGAUUGCAUUCCACCACCUGGGGUAAAUGAUUCAUGCACAAUUGAUAUGGUUGUGGUUUUUGUCAAUAUGGAUGUCUGGGUAGUAGCUUCAAAUGCCCUUGGGAAUGUUUCAUCUGAUCGUAUCAAUUUUGAUCCCAUCGAUUAUGUGAAACUCCUCCCUCCACAUAAUUUAUCAGUCAGCAAUUCCAAGGAACUAUCCAGUAUCUUAAAAGUGUCGUGGGCCAACCCUGUUAAUAAGCCUUUUGAUGGACUAAAAUAUAACAUUCGGUACCGGGAAAAAGAAGCUUCAAAUUGGACACUGAUUCCUCCUGAAGACACAGCUACAACCCGGAAUUCAUUUACAGUUCAGGACCUUAAACCUUUUACAGAAUAUGUAUUUUCAAUUCAAUGUAUGAACAUUGAGGGUAAGGGGUUCUGGAGUAACUGGAGUGCAGAAGCAAGUGGAGUCACCUAUGAAGCUAAACCAUCAAAUGCAUCAAGUUUCUGGUAUGAGAUCAUUCCUUCUCAAGGUCAUGGAUACCGACUUGUUCUUCUGAAAUGGAAGCCUUUGACUCGAUCUCAAGCCAAUGGAAGAAUCUUGGAUUAUGAAGUAACUCUAAAGGGAGGGAAAACAUCGCAUUUGCCAAUAUACACCAAUGAUACAAAAUUGACUGUGAAUGUCACAAAUGACCCUUAUGUUGUGAGUCUGAAAGCUCGUAAUAUAGUUGGAAGCUCUGAUCCAUCCACUUUAACUAUUCCUGGCUGUGAUUUUAAAGCAGCACAUCCUGUAACAAAUCUUAAAGCAUUUCCUAAAGAUAAUGCACUUUGGGUAGAGUGGACACCUCCAAAUGAACCUGUAAAUAAAUACAUAUUGGAGUGGUGUAUAUUUUCUGAUAAUUUGCCAUGUAUUCGUGACUGGCAGCAAGAAACCAGUGCCGUGCACCAGACCUACUUACAAGGAAAAUUUUUGGAGAGCAAAUGCUAUUUGAUAACCGUUAUCCCAGUGUAUGAUGAUGGUCCAGGAAGCCCCCAGUCUGUGCAGGCAUAUCUCAAACAAGCUCCACCUUCCAAAGGACCUUCUGUUCGAACAAAGAAAGUGGGGAAAAAUGAAGCAGUCUUAGUGUGGGACCACCUUUCUGUCGAUGAUCAGAAUGGAUUCAUCAGAAACUAUACUAUAUUUUACAAAACUAGCAGUGGAAAUGAAACUAAAGCUGUGCAUGUGAAUUCAUCCCACAGAGAAUAUACACUUUCUCCUUUGAAUAGUGACACAUUAUACAUGGUGCGGAUGGCAGCAUAUACAGAUGAAGGGGGCAAGGAGGGGCCAGAAUUCACCUUUACUACUUCAAAGUUUGCUCAAGGAGAAAUUGAAGCCAUAGUUGUUCCUGUUUGCUUAGCAUUCUUGUUGACUACUCUUCUGGGUGUGUUGCUCUGUUUUAACAAACUAGAUCUAAUUAAGAAACAUAUUUGGCCUAAUGUUCCAGAUCCUUCAAAAAGUCAUAUUGCUCAAUGGUCACCUCACACACCACCUAGGCACAAUUUGCACCCCAAGGAGCAGAUGUACCCAGAAGGCACUUUCACCGACACGGAUGUCAGUGUGGUAGAAAUAGAAGCAAAUGUCAAAAAGCCUUCUCCAGAGGAUCUGAAGUCCCUGGAUCUCUUCAAGAAGGACAAAGUAAUUGCCGAAGGACACAGCAGCGGCAUCGGGGGUUCUUCCUGCAUGUCAUCUUCCAGGCCAAGCAUCUCUAGUAAUGAUGAAAGCGAAUCCGGACAAAACACCUCAAGCACCGUGCAGUAUUCCACUGUGGUCCACAGUGGCUACAGGCACCAGGUUCCCUCAGUCCAGGUCUUCUCCAGGUCCGAGUCCACCCAGCCCCUACUGGACUCCGAGGAACGCCAAGAAGACCUGCAGAUAGUAGAGGACGGAGGCAGGGGUGACGGCGCAGCCCCCAGGCAGCCGUACUUCAAGCAGACCUGCGGUCGGGACGACGCGGCUCCCGAGCUGCCACGCUUUGAAAGGUCAAAGCAGGCUUCUCCGGGGAGUGAGGAAGAUGUCGUUAGGCUUGACCCGCAGCAGGGUUCCGAUGCGAGGUCACGGUCCUCCGGCCUGGGGCCCAUGAGAGAUUCUGAAGCAGUGAAGGCAGCCGAUGGUCUUGGUCCAGGUCCCGAGGGGCCUAGUCCGAGGUCUGAAACAGCCGGGCUGGAGGCAGCAGCCGACGAAAACAUGCCUAAAAGCUAUUUACCACAGACUGUGAGGCGGGGAGGCUACGUACCCCAGUGAGGAAGGCGCCGCCGGGGACCUACCUUGACCUGUGACUUCAGAUGAAAAGUCACCUGUUGGAGGAGGCUGUUGGCCUCCUGCACUGGCGCGUACUUUACUUCCUGGGCUAUUUCUCUUCUGGAAUAACUGAGAUUCUACGUCAAGCACUACACGCACUCUGGCAUCCUGUCUGAAGAGUUGAACUUGUGCUGCUUCGGGAUGCUGGCGUUCUACAAAGAACACCUUGUCUAAAACUCGUUCAGUGACGCCCUUCGUUUGCGUUGCCAUCGGUGUCGAGCAGUCGGCACGGGCCUCAGAAGGGCCGUCAUCCCGGGGAGGGGAGCGCUGAGCGGAGAGCUUGGGAGCCAAGAGCUCUGCCUCGCCAUCCUGCCCGGGCCCCACAGCACUUACCGAGGGAGCGUCCUCCAGGCCGCCAGCGCGGCGGGCCUCCUGACGGCCUGGUGCGGCCAUGCUGAAGGCUGACUCCUUACUGCGAUGGUGCCCCAACCCCACACUGUGGGGCCCAGUCGGAAGAGGAAAAGGCUCCAUGUUGGUGGUCAUCUAAUACGCAGACCAGAAUCUUCACUGCACAGAAUGGGUCGAGCAGGGGAGACGCGGAAGAGGAAAUCGCUGCAUUGCCACCGCCGUAACCCUCAUUUAAGCAGAUUCCUCCCCUGCAGUGGAAGGAACAAACGCUGCCAACUGGGCCUUUUCAUAAGCCACGUGCCGUUGGCAGAGACUUGAAUGUGGCCGCAUUUCUCUGUUGGCAUAUAUUGAAAUUAUGGACUUGCUAGGCUCUAGAAAACGUGGUUAGAGAAGCACUUUAUCUAAACUUUUGAUUUAAAAGGUUUGUUAUUUUCAUCUAUUUUGUGUUUUCCUUUCUUUUUAGCUAAGUAGACCAACAUUGAAAAUGCCUUUUUUUAGCCCUUGCCUCCCUUGACGCUUAAGUUGUCCCUCUUCACUAAGCAAACACGUUGGCUUUUUUAUUUUUCCUAGCAUUAUAAUCACUGGUGUCAUCAGAAUGAUACAUACUUACUUACUGACAAUUUUAAAUGAGAUGCUGCCUACCCAGUCCAGAGGGGAAACGGGCCACCAUCGUACCCACCCUCACGAAUUCCGCUUUAGCGUUCCGGAGCCUUCAGAGCCUUUUUAUUGGCCGCCUCGUCCUCUGGGGAGCCCUUCCCGCUGCCGCUGUAGCCUGAGCGUUCAUGGAUUCAUCCGUGUAACUUCCCCGCGGGGCCAGCCACGUCUUAGCCAGACCGAAGCCGACCAGAGACACUGGAAUGAGAAAAGGCAGCAAGACGGGUCCCUGCCCCCCAGGGAAGGGCAGGCCGUUGUUUCUGUGGUCAGUCAAAGUCGCGUUCCAGGAGUCAGGCAGACUUAGUCUGGCUCAGCUUACUAGUAACUGACUGUGACAAGGCCACUAGUCUGGACAUCACGACUAGAGAGCUCAGGCGAACGAACGGGGGGUUGAUUUUAGGGUGAAUAAAAUCCUGCUGUCGGCAUCUUAAUCGUUCAUUUUAGCGCUUUCUACUCAGCCAAGAAGGCCCGGGUUCUGGUGUCCCCCCGCCCUUGGGCCCGCUCAGCCUCCCCGGGCCCGGGUAACCCGCACGACUGGGUUGUCGGAGCGGCUGCCGGCUGCCCUUGGGCUGGGUUUUCCACACCAGGCCACUCCCUCCGGUCAUGGAAUCACCGGGAUGGAGGAUCCCAUUUAUCAGACAUCCAGGUUUCCUUCCCUGGACAGAAGAGCAUUAGAGUCGUGGCCCUGCGGACCGAGAAAAGCCUUCAUGCCUGUAACAGCUGAGCCGCCGCGUCGCCACCAUUUGGAUGGCGCGGCCCUUUGGGUGUCUGUGAAGCCGAUGGAUCCCUUCUCAGAAUCGUGUCUUCAAAUGCACAACGUAAAACGGAAUUACAAGGAAAGCCAAUUGGACUGAACUACAGUGAUGAAACAUAUAUGUUUAGAAACAAGUCCACAGACUCCAGGUCUAUCCCAAGCUCUUCAUUUUGGCACUUAAGCAACAUUCUUUUUCCUGGUACAGGCUAGAACUGGGUCUCGGAAAUGCUGUGAUUCUACAAAACUCGAAACUCAAUAACAGCGACGCGUCUCAAGUUAAAGAUGCAGUGGCACAACUUCCUUUUCUUUUUUUAAACCCUUAACUUCCAUCUUGGAAAUAAUACUAAGUCUCGGUUCUAAUGCAGAAGGGAGCUUCUGGCUAGGCAGUGAGGGUUCAGUGACUUGUCCAGUGUCCCACAAGCGAGGCCCUAUCUAGGUCACAUUUGAACUCAGGGCUCUCUCCACUGAACCAUCGCGCUGCUCCUAUGACUGCCUUACAAAGUAGAACUUAAAGGUAGACCCUACCAAGUACCAAAUUCUGAAAAUUCUCUCUCUAGCCAGAUGUUAUUUUCCUUUACGGUGUUCCUUCCCUUUUUCUUUUAUGGCAGAAGUCUUACAGCUCCCCAGUGUGGCCUGAACCAAAUUAAAAUGUUGUUGAGAAACACUUGACAAAGAAAAGGACAAUAAAAAUACGCGAUGUUCCGUUAUGAAGCUGUCAAAGUAGAGCUCGGACGCGGGUUCGCGUUCCCAGACACCAGGGUGCUGCCCCUGGCCCUGCUCACAUGCGCCACGUUCCCUACACCAGAUCCUCAGACCCUUGAGGAGAGGCAGGAGCUGCUGCUGCUCGGUAGGUCCUCACCAGCAGCACAGCCUUGAACGAAUGGGAGCCUAAUGGGAUGAACGUUUCACUUUCAAUCGUGACUUUCCUUUUUUCAAAUCAUGCCGUUUAUCAGAUUCGUCAUGAAGGCGUUUCAGUCAGCGAUUGCAAUUGGGUAAAACAAUCCAUUUGGAGAGAACAGUUUUUGGUAUUUUGGUUUGGUUUCUUCAUCCCAGGUAAAAGAAUAGUUGUUGAUUAUUUCCUUUGGGAUUUCAUCGAAUUUCUACUCCUUUAUCUAUGCUUAAAACUUGACCUUUUGGCAAAAUUUCUUUUACGCUAACAGGUAAAACCCAUAAAAUUAUAUUUUAGUUAAAAUCAUAAGCUGUUUCUUCUCCUCAGUUGCUAGAGAAACAUGGAACUGGAACCUUCCUUGUCUAUGGAUCUGAUACCCAAAUGGACUGAUCAAGUUUACUUUGUAUCUACAUGUAGACAAAAAAUCUAAUUUUAAAGACCAAACCGUCUUAGAACAAAUACAGAUUUCUGGACGACGGUUGAGUGCCUCAAACAUGUUCAUCCCUGGACGUGGCACUGCGUAGGAAACGUUCCCACGGAACCAUCAUUCGAAACAGGCAGCCGUGAUCGAGAUGACGGCAUCGUGCCAUUUCAGGAGAUGUCGAGGCAUCGCUCACGGAAGCUGGGGGCAGAGCGCGGCGGGCCCCCGAGGAGGAACACUGAGGCAGGAACAAGUGGGGGAUCUGCCGGGGAUGAGAGCAAAACGGGCCUCGCCAAUACAGAUCUCUGUGGCUCUGCAUGUGCAGAUGGGAAAUGUGCACGAGUGGCAGCUUGCACCUCUGAAGCCAUCACCACUCUCCAUAAAAGCAAGCCCGCCAGAGUUUCCUCAUUCCUUUUGUUCCUUCUCACCACCAGGAUAAUGCCCACAAGAUACGAGAAUUAACCACAGGUUGUGUUAUUUGCAAUAUCAAACCCGCUUCCUUACUCCGGCCCAAAAUGACAUCAUGAGGGACUCCCCAGCUUUUCUAUGCCAGUUGCUUUAGCUACAGAGCAUCAUUUCUUACUCCACCCCUUUCUGCCCAGCCCUUGUCAUCUAGCCCACUUUUUCCUGCCCCCAAAAAGAAUGAGACCUUGCUUAGGAAUAGCUCGAUUUGGGUAGAAAGGUAUGAAAACUCUUAGAAAUAGUUUCUUGUUCUAAUAAUUGAUUUCAUUUAAGUUAAGCAUUUUUACAUUCAAACAUAACUCAAUUGGGAGGCAUCAUUUCUUUUUAAGUCUCAGCCAAAACUUUUUUUAUUUUAAAUGAAAGAAAGCGUAUCUCUACUAGGCACAAGAGGAUACUGUCCUAGGUGGUAUGUGUGCAGGAUUCUCAUUGGGGAAGGGGGAGGAGAAUUUCCAAACCAGAAAAUCUUCUGGUUUUCUUUCUAACUCAGCUUUUUUCCUGACAACCUUGAGAGGGUUUGGGGAAUGCUUUUGCUUUUGUUUCUUUUAGGAAGCAUAAUCUUUAAGUAGAGAUCCCUACAUUUUGGUUUAGGCAGUCUCAUGCUAAAGCAGGGUGACUUGAAUUGUAGUCCAUUCGGGGUGCUCUUCAUCUAAUCUUCCUCAAGAAGCUCAGGGAAAAAUCUCACUUUAAAAGCGGCUGUUGAAAUGUCUGACGCUUUAUUUUCUGAACUGACAAGCUGGUUCUUCUCUUUCCCCCAAGCGGAAUGUGCAAAGUGAAGUUGAUAGAGCGGGUAGUUUCUACGUCACAGUGUUUCAAGGCACGAGGCAUGCAUGGAAACGUGCCGUGUCUACACAGCAAUCAGUCAAUAGGAUUCCAUAAAGAGCGUUGGGAUUAGCGAUUGGAAUUGAGGUCACUCGGUUCAGGUGACCGUGCGGGCCUCCCCAUGUCUGUAUAAAAGCUGUUGGCCUCAAAUAGUCUGUCUGUCCUUCCCUUCCUCCUUCCCUCCCUCCCUUCUCUAGUUCUUAGAGAUUUAGGGAGUCAUUUAAGAGCAUCUUGAAAACAAGGUGUUAAAUGAGACACACACACACGUGUCCUAUAUACAUAUAUGUAACAUAAACUGAAUCCAACUAUAAAAGCUCUUUCUAGAAUCUAGAUGGAAACUUACUAAUUGUGCAAAGAUUCACUUUUCCUCACCAGAUUUUCACCUACUUACAGAAUGGACGUCCAAAAGAUGAAAAUGCAUUUAGACAUGAAUAUUUCACACGCCUUCCUUUUAUCCAAAGAGGGAAAAACAAAACCACAACUUUGUUUUUAAUAUUAAAUUACUAUCUGGGGAGAUACUUAAAAUGAUAUCUGUCUUUGUACCUGCUUUGCAUAUGUAAGACAAAUUUGACAAAUUUGAUUCAUUUACAGAAAAAUUAUUAUCCCUCUACACCACUGAUUCAUUAUCGCCCUUAAAUAUUUGGGGUCAAGAUGGCUUUCUUCUACAUUAAAAUACUAACACUAUCUGGAAAGCAACCUCAUCAAGGAGGAAGGCAAAUGCAAUAGUUCAAGAGGUACUUCUGCUCAUCUAUAGGGUUUGAAAAAAUUCUGUUAACCACACUUUUUAGGACUAUUAAAUUUUAACUAAUAGUUAAUAGUGUUUGAGGUCUUCUAUUCCGAUUAAUAGGGAAAAGAUAUACAAAAUAUUUACUAUUGUAAGAAUAAAAGUUUCAAGAAAUUGUUAUUCAUUAAAAUAUAAAAAGCUGUGUUUUUGUCUUUUUUAAUAUUAAUCUAAAUGCUGGAAGAUGCCCAACAUUUACAUCAAAUAAACUGAAUUGUGUAUAUGAUCAAAAA